This is a messenger RNA of Mercenaria mercenaria, 1470 nucleotides long. RefSeq lists its product as uncharacterized. The coding region runs from base 592 to 1272 and encodes 226 amino acids. The transcript has 2 exons. The record is from RefSeq and is a predicted model, not a curated record. NCBI's taxonomy places the organism in Eukaryota, Metazoa, Mollusca, Bivalvia, Venerida, Veneridae.
AGCCGAUUGUAGGAAUGUGGAUGUAAGUCAAACACAUGAUGCUGUAAAUAUGAUCAGUGUCAGUUUCUGUCUGUAAUAUAUCAUACAACGGUAUAGUCCAUAACUUGUAAAUUCUUCUGAUAAAGCUGAACAGCGACCACGUGCCAAAUACGGGAUACGUUAAUUAAGUAUCUAUUUAUUAUAUCCACUGAGACUAUAUAGAAUUCAGUCUGGCGCUUUACUUUGGAAAGAUAUAAAAAAUAAUUAAUAUGUGUGCGUGUGCCGGUCAGACUGAAAGUAAUAUUUUCUUACUAUAUAAGUGAAUAAAGAAGGAUAUACAUAUACCCGCUGAUGUAAACCUAUAACGAAGAUUUAUUAUGUAUUGGAGAUAAUUAUCACAAAAAAAUAAUUCUUGCAUGGAAUGGAUGUCUGAGAUAAUAAAGUAAUAUGCUGUUUAGUUAAGUACAGAAAUGGCUCUUUUCCCAGUUUGACUUUUGUUGUUACUUGGAAUAUACGUCCAUGUUUAUUUGAAAGAAAUCAUUAUUUGAAUAUGGUAUGGAGUUUGGAUUUAUAUAGUUCUAAAGGUAUACAUGCAUAUAGGUAGGAAGGUAAAUGAUGCCAGCUCUUGAUGGUCUAACAGGAAUUGUUCUUAUUGCCAUAUUUGGAUCAGUGUUCGUGAUCACGUGCAUUAUUUCGGCAAUCAAAGCAGUCAGGGACAGGGCACGUAUAAAGAAACGAAUAGCCGUUCGAGAAAAGGAAAAACUGGAAAACGGUUUUGUAGAUGAGGAAAGAUGCUCCCGUACUGAAAACAUUUCGUCUUCCUCGCAAUACUCUUCUAAAAGUUGUAAGCCGACAUAUUCUGGCAACAACAGACUUUCUAAUGGUACAAGUUGCUCGAGUGGCUCUGUGGAGCACCUUGAUUUAUCAGUGUAUUCCAUCAGCACAGGAGUGGAUAACUUGAUUUUUCAACACAGUUACGCGAAUAUUGCUUACGCCGACGAGAACUGUCGCGUAUCACCACAAAAAUCAAAAACAGUCGCUGAAAUCGUGCCUCCCUGUCAAAUUACCGUACCAAAGCGUGUUAAAUCGUUCCAGAAAAUCAUGCGCAGACAUUCCUAUGACAUUGCCGUCUGCGAACAUUCAUGGUUGUCGCAAGAAAUACCUUGUGUUUCACCAUCGCAGCCGAUAGUGGACACUUUGAACAGCAAGGAAAAUGUAGAAACUAACACAAAAUACUUGAAAGCAGAUUUUGAAAAUAUAGCUUAUGAUAAAGGCGAUGACUUGCAGACUUAAUAGUUAAAAUGUGUUAUCCAUUCCAAGUUCUAAAAGUCGUUCAUACAUAUAUGUAAUGACCAUGUAUGGAUCUUCUUGAAGUUUUUUUAUCUAACAGUGUUGUGUUCUCUUUUGAAAUACUAUUUGCACAGCUUUGCAACAAAAGGACACCGGUUUGCAGACUUCCUACAGUGCGGCUUAUUCAAAACCUUGCAACCU